This is a messenger RNA of Dimorphilus gyrociliatus, 1234 nucleotides long. The record is from the annotation of a GenBank genome assembly. NCBI's taxonomy places the organism in Eukaryota, Metazoa, Annelida, Polychaeta, Dinophilidae.
GAGAAAUAUGCACAAACAAUGUUCUCACUACAUUAAUAACGUAUCAAUUAUUUGAUAGGUACUAAACCUGUUUAGACUAAGGUGCUGUUCUUUCAGCCAUUAAACAGGUAGUCUUACAGCUGAACACUGUGACAUCAUCUUUAUUAAAAUUUUUAAAUAAAAAAAUAACAAAUGUUGUUUUCAUUUUCGGGAAAGCUUUUGCCGAAAAACACUAAGAAUGAUAAGGGAACUAAUUCGAAAUUAAGGACAUCAAUUUUGAUUGGAAAGAAAUCAUUUACAAAUAAUGAAGGAACAGAAAUACCAAGAUUACUAUUGAGAAGAGAUUCCAAUAUACAAACACCUCUAGAACCCCCUAUUCGAAAAUAUAUACAUUCUAGAAUAACAAAGAAAAGACUUGACAAACUACUAGUAACAAACUUAAAAAAUGAAACAAAGUUUACAAUUGAUGAGAUUAAAGUAAUAAUAGACCAAUACGAACAUAUAAGAAAAUGGAAUAGGAACAUAGAUAAAAAUAGAUGGUCAAUUGUUGAAAAGAAAUCAUGGAAAAGAUGACAAGAGUCUCUUAAUUUUUUUCUCCUUUAUUAAAUAUUGUCUAUUUUUAUCUGUGUUUUAAACUAAUAGAAACGCUUUUGAUAGGAUAGCUUUUCGCCAAUUUUGCUUUAGCUACCUUCAAAUGACCGACGACUUUAUUAUCGAUCGUCUAUUUAGAGUUAUUGAUAUUCGUUAUGAUUUGGAUUUAUCCGAAAGGGAAUUUAUUAAAGGUUUACAUAUACUACUACGAGGAACUUUUGAUCAACAGAUGAAUUUUUGUUACAAAGUUUACGAUCUUUCAGGAAUUAAAAUGAUAAGAAGAGAAGAAAUUUAUCAACUAUUAAAAGGCUGUAUGAACGCUUGCCAAGAAGAGGACAUCCACCCGCAAGAAGCGGUAAGGGAUUUAGUAGAUAUAAUAUUAAAAAUGCUAGAUAUAGACAAAGAUGGCAUAAUCUCAAUAGAAGACUUUCGUAAAGCCUGUCAACAGAAUAAACUUUUAAUGGAAUCAUUAGGUUUUUGCCUUGUAGCCGAUAGAGAAAAGUUGGCCUAUGAUAGGAUUCUUCGAAUGCAAAUACCCAAAGAAAUAUCAAAGAUUAACUAAUAACUUUUAUACCAUACAGAAUCAUAACUUUUGAUACUCCAAUGUUAUCUCUGUAAAAACUCUUCAGUAAUAAAACCAGAAAUGAUUAAUGUUUAUAUCUUG